This is a messenger RNA of Psylliodes chrysocephalus, 1656 nucleotides long. Lineage: Eukaryota; Metazoa; Arthropoda; Insecta; Coleoptera; Chrysomelidae. The record is from the annotation of a GenBank genome assembly.
AUGUUGACUUAUAACGUAUUAGUUUUGGUCCUACUUGGAGUUGCUCUUUGUAGCUCUUACGAAGAUAGCUCAAUUUUGGUGCAAACUUCGAAUGGAGUGGUUAAGGGAUCUUAUGGACAGAGAAGUACUGGUGACCGAAAACUUCUUUACUGGUUUAGAGGAAUACCGUUUGCGGAACCGCCUGUUGGUGAUUUAAGGUUUGAAGCACCAGUGGCGAAAAAAAAUUGGACAGGAAUAUUGGAUGUAAGGAAGAAACAACCUGUAUGUGUUCAAGGGGCAAAUCCUCCAGUAGGAAGCGAAGAUUGUUUAUAUCUCAAAGUUUACACCGAUAAGAAACCAAACCCAAAGAACAACCUUCCAGUUUUAGUCUGGAUCUAUGGAGGUGCUUUCUUCGCAGGAUCUGCUGAUUUUGAUGAUCACAGCCCCGACUACCUUCUCGAUCAAGAUGUUAUCAUUGUCGCUAUUCACUACAGAGUUGGUUUACUAGGUUUCUUGUCGUUAGGAGACACUGUUGCUCCAGGAAAUAAUGGAAUAAGAGAUCAAAUAAUGGCUUUGAAGUGGAUUAAAAAGAACAUCAAAAACUUUGGUGGUGAUCCAGAUAACAUUACCAUUUUUGGCCAAAGUGCGGGCGCUGCUUCUGUUGCUUAUUUGUUACAAAUUGAGGAAACUAAAGGACUCUUCAGUAAAGCUAUUCUCAACUCUGGAUCAUCCCUUAGCACCUGGGCAUUGGCAAAGAGGACACCGCAAGUUACCAAAGCAAUUGCCAAAAAACUAAAAAUUAGUACUAAAAGUUCUAAACAAAUAUUAGCUGGGUUAAAAAAAAUUAAUAUUGAAGAGUUGCAGAAUGUAGCUAAUUCGAAAAUGGCAUCUGAAUUAAUAGCAAAGAAUCCUCUCCAAGGUAUUGCUUUUGCACCUGUCGCAGAACCAGAUCACAAAAGUGCUGUUAUUAAUGGACGAUCUCAUGAGAGGUUAAGUAAUGGACAGUUCCACCAUGUGCCUAUACUGAUGGGAUAUACCUCUUUGGAAGGAUACUUUGACAGUCUACCUGCACUAAUCAGACUUUGGCUUGCAAAAUUCGAUCUUAAUCAGUCACUAUUAGUUCCUGAAGACUUAAAUGCUAGAGGUCUAAUUACAAGACUAUUGUUGGGAAUUAGAAUUAAGUACAAAUAUUUUGGCAUUGCUCCCAUUGCAUUUUCUAGCAAGAGAACGAUGAGAUUCGUUGCUGAUUCAGUUUUUGAAAGACCAAUUCAAGAGGCUAUCCGUCUAUAUUCACAAAAAACAAAAGUAUACUCAUACCACUUCGCUUAUCAAGGACCAUUGUGGGGUAGAGUCAACAGAACUGUUGAUGGUGUUGGACAUACAGAAGAUUUAGGUUACCUCUUCGAUUUUGGUCACAAAGGAUCAGAUGCAGAUUACAUAACAAGAAACCGAAUGGUACAACUCUGGACAAACUUUGCCAAAACCGGUAAUCCAACUCCUAAGAAAGAAGCUUUACUUCAACAUAUAGUAUGGCCAGCAAAUAAUGGUUCAGAUCAAUUGAAAUAUCUUGAAAUCAACACAGAUUUGAAAGUUAUUAGUCAACCAAAUUCAAACAAAAUUAACUUCUGGAGGAAAAUGUACAAAGGUUAUGGAAGACCACCAUACGAUACUUACUAA